Saccostrea cuccullata (small rock oyster) is the source of this 1785-nucleotide messenger RNA. RefSeq lists its product as uncharacterized. The transcript has 2 exons. Lineage: Eukaryota; Metazoa; Mollusca; Bivalvia; Ostreida; Ostreidae. Bases 19 to 1785 code for a protein of 588 amino acids. The record is from RefSeq and is a predicted model, not a curated record.
UUCUUUUCUAUCAUUAGAAUGGAUCACAUUCCUCGUCUAUCUGAGGUCCUGUACGUGGGUCUGUGUGGUAAGAUAGGGACACCGACAGAAGUGGCCAUCAGAAGGGACGUGAUGGACAUGGAGGAGAUGAUAAGGAAACCUGUACAAAUGUAUAUUGGAUGUAGAUAUAUAGACUCUGGUAGUUACAGGGAAGGUUUUCGGUUUGACCCCUCUGAUCGGGAUACAAUGUUUUGGAUUCAUAGCCAUAAAAUGAUAAGCAAACUAUCUCAGUCCAGCAUUUACAAGGCAUCAAAACAUACCAUUAUUCUAAUGGAAGAGACAGAUACACCGCCUGGAUUUGUUCGAUUACAACUCCUUACACAGCCAAAGGACACCAUGAUCAAAUCAGCACUUGUUUCCUUGAACGGUACACACUAUCUUUCAAAUUUAUUUUGGAAGGAAAAAUAUUUGCGAGAGUUUAAAGAAAACAAAGGAUAUCAAAAUAUAGACGGACAUGGUCCUUGUUUAACUGGUUACUGUGAAAAUAUUGAAAUUGAUUAUGCUCUUUGUCUUAACAGUAUACACUGGACAAAAAUAACAAGUAAUUGGAUUAACCGAUCUCGUGAUUACACCUGGCCUCCUGAAUUUGUGUUAACUGAAAUUCUGAAGAACGGUUUUCAUUGUGUUGCUAUCGGGAAUAAUAUUUUAUCUCCUUACUAUGAAUUAGAGUGGAGAUUAUCGUUUUCUCGAGCCGAACAUAAAUUAGUUUGUACCAUGAACCAUACCCAAUUUUUAUGUUACGGUCUACUGAAAUUAUUUCUGAAGGAAGUAAUCAAUCACAUUAUCCGCGAACCAUUACUUUGUUCAUAUCACAUAAAAACUUCAAUGUUCUGGAUAAUGCAGUUGAAUACUACUCAAUGGUGCCGAAACAAUUUACUGAACAGUUUCUGGAAAUGUUUUAAAUAUCUCAUUCAUUGUGUUUACCAUGGCGAGUUUCCCAAUUUUUUCAUUCCACAAAAUAACAUGUUUUCAAACAAAGUAAUUGGAUCUACUCGUUGUUGUUUACUAGAACAACUUAAUCAAUAUUACAGAAUGGGUGUGUCUUGUCUUCUUCUUAGUCCGACUCUCAGAUCAAUCCUGGAUCCAGCUCUAAGGACUCUAUCGUUUGUGGUUCAUUUUGUCGAGGGUCAUGUUAAUUCUGUUUUAGAAAUAGAUAGAAAUGCCAACAUUGAAAUAUUUUCUCUUUCGUUUUCAAUUAGCUCUUAUCAACAAAUUGUUACACAAUUGAAAUCGGUUGAAAGAUUAUUGCAAUUUUCAUUCUCGCCAUACCAAACACUUACUUUACAAUAUUGUACACCUCUAACUCUUAUUGACAUAGUGUUCAUCACGGCACAAAGUUCUUCCUGUAUCUGUCAUAAAGAAACGUUUGCAUUAGAAAGAAUAUCUUGUAACAUACUGAAACUGGCAGGAAGGAUAGGUUGUGUGUCUGAUUUACUGUACUUAGCUUUGUAUUACUAUAGAAUUGAAUGGUUGUCUGUGUUAUCUUACUACAGACUAGGGAAUCAGUCUCUAUAUCAACAGUCACUGUCAGACUUUAAAACUCUGCUGUUAUAUGAUGAUUGGCGAUAUAUACCUACACAUCAAAGAGACCUAGCCUGGCAGAUACUUGGGAUUUGUCAGCACGUUGUUGGGGACUUAUAUGGGGCUUUAUAUUCUUAUCAAGAGUCACUGAAACAGGAGCCAUGCCACCAAAUACAGAAAGCCACAGAAACUAGAAUAAGUUGUGUUGAAAGACAACUUCAAUAA